Pyrenophora tritici-repentis Pt-1C-BFP is the source of this 894-nucleotide messenger RNA. Its product is annotated as Methyltransf-25 multi-domain protein. NCBI's taxonomy places the organism in Eukaryota, Fungi, Ascomycota, Dothideomycetes, Pleosporales, Pleosporaceae. The record is from RefSeq and is a predicted model, not a curated record.
AUGACCGACGCGCAAUCUGCCCAGGAUGCCACCGAGAACCUCCGCAGCAAGCUUGAGCAGAUUGUCGAGACCAAAGCAUACGUUAAUGACCUGGAAAUUGUGCCAUGGUACACGAAGGAGCUAGAAGAGCCAAAGCCGAUGGUCAGAGACUUGUUCGAAAGCUAUAGCAAGGUACCCUCGGUCGACGUGGUAGCACACAUCAAGCACGUGAGGGAUGAAGCCUUCAAGAUCUAUCCAUAUCCCUGUUUGGGCAACUGGGGCUUUCUGAAUUUCUCCGUCGGUGAAGGACCAGCCUAUCAGGAAGUUCUCGCCCGCAUCAAGAGUGGAGAACAAUACCUCGAUCUUGGCUGCUGCAUGGGCCAGGACAUUCGCAAACUGGUCCACGACGGUGCUCCUUCAGAGAAUACGUUUGCUUCUGAUCUCAAGAAGGACUUUUGGGACUUUGGCUACGAAAUGUUUCUGGACAAGUCUACUCUGCAGACUCGCUUUGUGCAGGCCGACAUAUUCGACGCUGAGUCCCAGUUGAAAGAGUUGGACGGCAACAUGGACAUUAUCAAUGCGGCAUCCUUCUUUCAUCUGUUUGGUAGAGAUGGACAGGUCAAAGCAGCAAAACGAGUUGUUCGGUUGCUGAAGCCGCAAACUGGGAGUCUCAUUGUCGGAAGGCAGGGUGGCAGAGCCGAUGCAGGCGGGGUUGUGUAUGAGAGCAAGACGAUGACGGCUUUCUGGCACAACCCUGAUACAUGGGCGGAGCUAUGGAAGCAGGUCGGCCAAGAGACUGGUACGGAAUGGAAAGUUGAAGCGACUCUUGGAGCAGAGGAUCUCUCAAAGAGGAUGAAGACGAACCUGGUACCUUCGGGAACGAGAUUCAUGACAUUCACCAUCCGUAGAAUCUAG